Molecule: messenger RNA, 1211 nt
Organism: Triticum urartu
Lineage: Eukaryota; Viridiplantae; Streptophyta; Magnoliopsida; Poales; Poaceae
Source: RefSeq, a predicted model, not a curated record
UAGACUCCACCUACCUCCAUCCACCUACCCUCCUCAAUUUCCGCGCCUGCCCGCUUCCUUGCCGCCACUUGGAACGCCGCCGUUCACUAGCCGCCGCCAGCCACCACCAGCGUCGCCACCCUCGUCCUAUCGCGCCACGCCACCUGUCCCCAAUGCCUUCCCACGCCCCUGCGCCGCCGCAUGGCCUGCCAGGACCCAGAUCGGGGCCCUGGAAGCCCAACUCCACCCGAAGCGCGUCGCUGCUCCUCCCGCAGCGCUCGAUCCAAUCUAGAUCGAGGCAUCUGCCUCCGCCCCGAGCGCCACCUCGCGUCUGUGCCACACUCCGCCAGCAUCGUCGGCGGCCACCGGAGAUCUCGUCGCCGUCAAGCUCCCCCGGAGGACCUCCCAGGCCGAUUCCGCUCCCUCUCCUCUUCUCGUUUUCCCCUCGCGCUCCCUCUCACCCCGAUCCCUCUUCUGCAGGACCUCCUGACGUUUCCAUGCCUCAGGCAACCCUCGCCGGCGCCUGCCUCUACCAUUCCUUGCCGGAUCUGGACGAGCUCCUCUGGUUCGGUGCAUCCCCGGCGAGCUCCGUCUUCCUCCAUCGCCGGAGCUCCGUCGGCUGCCGCGCCAUCCUCUGCAUCGAGCAACGGCUCGAGCGCACCCGUGUGUUGACCGCACAUGGACCGUGUCCCUCCUCAAGGCCCAGCAACCGCUCCCAGCAAGCAGCGUUGAUUCGGCCUGCCUCCUACGCGCCGUGGGCCGCACCAGCUGGCCCAGCUGUGCGUCACUCCUGCCGGCCUCCCUCUCGACCAAACCGGGCCGAGGCCCACAUCUGCCAGCUCCCUGGAGCCCGAUCUUCGGUUUUGUUCCGGAGUUGUGAGGAUCCGUUCGACUACGUCUGUUUGUCUUCUUCAUGGACUCAUUCUUCUUCCUUACGGGAUCUCAGUUGCAGGUGCUGGCGAUACCCGUGCAGGUGACGCAUCCGAGCUCAAGUGGGAACUCGAUGAAGAUCUUGGUCGUUGUUAUCUUUCGUUUUCCUAUUGAUCAGUAUUGGAGCCCAGUUGGGACGAUCGGGGAUCUAGCAUUUGGGGUUGUCUUCUUUAAUUUUGGUUCCGUAGUCGGACCUUGAUUGUAUUCCAAUUGACGUAUGUUUAACUAUGUUAUUUGUGUGAAGUGGCGAUUGUAAGCCAACUCUUUAUGCCUUUCUUAUUCAGUACAUGGGAUUGUGUGAA